Molecule: messenger RNA, 1035 nt
Organism: Malania oleifera
Lineage: Eukaryota; Viridiplantae; Streptophyta; Magnoliopsida; Santalales; Ximeniaceae
Product: peroxidase 5-like
Exons: 2
Coding region: 1-1035 (344 amino acids)
Biological process (GO): hydrogen peroxide catabolic process; response to oxidative stress
Cellular component (GO): plasmodesma; plant-type cell wall
Molecular function (GO): heme binding; peroxidase activity
Source: RefSeq, a predicted model, not a curated record
AUGGGUUCCAGAAGGAAUUUCCCAGCAGUUAUCCCACUGCAGCUCUCUUGCUUGUGCAUUUUCUCCCUUCUGCUCUCUGCAGCAAUGGCUUGGCCUCACCAAUAUUUUCCAACCACCUCCCUUCGAGUGGGUUUCUAUUCAUCAACUUGUCCCCCUGCUGAGGCCAUCGUCCGAAAGGCCGUUGAUAAAUUCGUCUCCCUCAACCCCGGCCUUGCUGCCGGCCUCAUUCGCAUGCACUUCCAUGACUGCUUUGUUCGGGGUUGUGACGCUUCCGUAUUACUAGACUCGACACCGGGUAACAUAGCCGAGAAAGAUAGUCCUGUCAACAACCCGAGCCUACGGGGUUUCGAGGUCAUUGAUAAGGCGAAAUCCCAGCUUGAGGCUAUAUGCCCGAACAAGGUAUCGUGUGCGGACAUCCUUGCCUUCGCGGCCCGCGACAGCGCGUCCAAAGUCGGAGGAAUCCACUACGAUGUGCCCGCCGGCCGUCGGGAUGGGCUCGUUUCCCAGGCCUCCGACGUGCUCCUAAACCUCCCGGCCCCAUUCUUCACUGCCCAACAAAUAACGGACAGUUUUGCCAAGAAAGGGUUGUCCCUCGAUGAGAUGGUGACCCUCUCCGGAGCUCACUCCAUCGGUGUCUCCCAUUGUUCUUCCUUCUCAAACCGCCUCUACUCCUUCAAUGCCACGAGCCCAAUGGACCCGUCCAUGGACCCGGCCUACGCGGCCUUUUUGAAAACCAAAUGCCCGCCGCCCAGCACUGCCAGGUCCGCCCCAGAUCCAACUGUGCCUCUGGACUCCUUGACCCCCAACCGGUUGGACAAUAGGUACUAUGUGGGCCUAAUGAUGAAGCGUGGGCUUUUAACUUCGGACCAGACUUUGCUUAGUAGCCCAUCAACUUCGUGGGCCGCGAGGAACAAUGCCAUGUACAGCUCUAUAUGGGCCGCAAAGUUUGCUCGAGCAAUGGUGCACAUGGGCUCCGUUGAGGUGCUAACCGGCCGAAAGGGUGAGAUCAGGAGGAACUGCCACGUCAUCAACUAA